Nicotiana tabacum (common tobacco) is the source of this 646-nucleotide messenger RNA. NCBI's taxonomy places the organism in Eukaryota, Viridiplantae, Streptophyta, Magnoliopsida, Solanales, Solanaceae. The record is from RefSeq and is a predicted model, not a curated record.
CCGAUUUGAUGGUGUGUGUUGUUAAAUCAUUCAGGGAUGUCAUUUGCACGCAAUAGCACCAGUGACAGGGGCAGUAACAGCACAAGGAAGAAGCAGUAUGUUGGAGGACACUGGCUUUAGCUUUGUCAACUGUAAAGUCACGGGUUCUGGUGCUUUGUACCUUGGAAGAGCUUGGGGUCCCUUCUCUAGGGUUGUCUUUGCUUACACUUAUAUGGACAAUAUUAUCAUCCCUAAAGGUUGGCAUAAUUGGGGUGACCCCCUUCGUGAAAUGACUGUAUUUUUUGGGCAAUACAAAUGUAGUGGACCAGGGGCAAGUUUUGCAGGAAGAGUUUCGUGGUGCAGAGAACUAACUGAUCAAGAAGCUAAGCCUUUUAUUUCACUUAGCUUUAUUGAUGGCUCUGAAUGGAUUAAUUUUUAAAGAAAUAAAUUAUCUGCACUACAAAUUUUUCUCUUUCUUAUUUGUUUAUUUUGGCUUACUUUGUAAAAUCCAUGUAUCUUGUAGUUGUUCAGAGAGGCAUAGAGUAGAGAAGUUGUGAGAAUAAUGAAAAUUCAAAGACUAUAUAUAACACGAGUGUUGGAAAAGAAAAAGAAAAGAAUUUUUCAGCCUCUAUAUAUUCAUCAAAUUCAAGACCUAUAAAUGGAGAAA